AUGAUGAAAAGAUUAAUAAAGUUGAUCUUUACGACGACCAUAAUAAUAUCCGAUUUCAUAAAUCCCACAUUGGGAUUUCCGGUAAUCACAUCCAAGAUAGUAGUAAGAUGGGGACAUUCGGCCACGUUAGUAAAUUCCAACAUAUAUUACAUUGGGGGCAGAACGGAUGGAAAUGUUUUCAUAACGGAGCUCAUAACGUUAGACGUAUCAAAACCAUUCUCGACCUUAAACCCGGGAUGGAUUGAAUUAGAUAGCACGGGAGCACCAAAAACCAUAGGACAUUCGGCAGUAAAUGGAGGGUUAAGUAAUGAUCAAAUCAUAAUAUUUGGUGGUGGCGUAGAUGACCCGGCUAGCGCUGUCAUGAGUAAUUUAUGGACGUAUGAUACGACCAAUGGCAAAUGGACUGAUCCAAACUUACCACAAGGAGGUCCAAGCAGAAGAUAUGAACAUUCCGCGUCAAUCAGUCCAUCAGGGAUGAUGUGGAUUUAUGGCGGGCUGAUCGAUGGAUUGACAGGAAGCCCAACUAGAAACAUAACGUCAAAAUUAUGGGGAUUAAAUGUAAAUACAUUAGAUUCAUGGAAAGCAUAUCCCUUAUUAAACAAUUCACCCGGGUCAAGGAUACUUCACACUUCAUCAAUAAUCGAUAAUAAAAUGAUCGUGAUUGGAGGGGCCAAAGAUGGAAUUCUACAUGACAUGAAUGAAAUUUAUGCAUUUGAUUUGGAGAAAGGUACUUGGGAGAAGAAUAUUGGGAAGGGACAAAUCCCAGUUUCAAGAGGGCAACAUUCCGCCGUUGUAUCAAACAGGAAGAUUAUAAUUUACGGUGGAUCGGAUAUAACGAAUACGGUUUUAUACGGGGAUGUGGCGGUUUUAGAUACGAGAACAUGGACGUGGACGUCUCCCGUCACAACUAAUAGUCCACCAAAUCGAAGAGAUCACACCGCGACCCUCGUGGGUGCCAACAUGAUCGUUGCAUUCGGUAGAAUCGGUGCUGAUGCCGAGUCAAAUAUUUAUAUUUUAAAUGUUUUAAGUUGGAAUUGGCUCAUCGAUUAUGUUCCGAUGGACCUACCUUUGGAUGAUGACGAUUUCACUCAAAUGAAGAAUACAACGAAUCCAGAUCAUAAGAAGGAUCAACCGAAAGAUCGACAUUGGUUGGGUUGUUUACCUGUUAUCAUAACCUUAUCAGUAAUAGGGGGCUUUUUAUUCGUUGCCGUGCUAGCAUAUAUCAUUCAUAAGAUUAUUAAUAAGCGCAGAAGUGAUAGAGGAGUUAAUUUGGUGGCCGUUCCAUAUAACGCAAAUCCAAUUACCAUCCCUCCAGAAAUGGCACGUAUUAAAAGGUCCCGUCGUCCAUCAUUCCUCUCUUUGGUUAGAAAGGAUAGCAAGAAGCAUGAUUCGGCGGAAAUGUUAAAUAAUCCAACGUCACCAGCGAAUUCGACGGUUCCAUCAACACCAGCUUCACGCGGUACACAUACGCCGUCACAUUCCGAUUGUGGUAUAAUAAUAUCUGGGAAACAAGUUAGAUUUAGCAAUAAUACCGAUACGUUAUAUCAUUAUGAUCCAGAUCCAGAAAAUUAUUUACAGCAAUUCAACGACAUUGAAAAUCAUGCCGGAACCAGCGGGACUAGCGGUGUUAACGCUUAUGAUAUGUCAAAAUCUAGCUUUGAAUCUGUCGAAGAUAUACAAAGUGUGAGUGGUGAAAGCAUUGUAGUGGCUUCAAAACAGGAAUUGCGCGUAGUAAAUCUUUGA
Messenger RNA from Funneliformis geosporum, 1743 nucleotides. Lineage: Eukaryota; Fungi; Glomeromycota; Glomeromycetes; Glomerales; Glomeraceae. The record is from the annotation of a GenBank genome assembly.